UCUUAUCUUUCUACUUUUUUCUUCUUCCUCUUCUCAGCUAAAAAACUUUCAGCAAUCCAUUUUUUUUUUCGUUAAUUGUGUUUUGCUUUAACAAGAAGCAAGACUAAGCCCUUCUCCAUCUAGAAUCUUGUCCGUUAGAUUCACCCAUGGAAUCUCCAGCGACCAAAUACUCCACAGCGAGGUCCGUUGAGCUACCGCCUCGCCGCGGAAAGGUGAAGCGAGAGAUCUUUGGUUUCUUGGCAAGUUCCAUCGCUUCCGCUGCGGUCAAAGCCGGUGGAACGUUUGGGAGGAGCUCUCGAGGUGGUGGUGGUGGCUCUUCUUCAUCCACCACUACUCCUCCGGGAAGUGGAUACACCUCUGACCAGAACAACGAAUCCACUUAAAAGCAACAAACAUAUAUAAAGAUUAAAGACAUAAUUAAGAAAGUGCCACCACCAUGGCACCCUAAGAGGAAGCUGAGUGGUUCUGUUCGUUUUUGAAAACAGAACGCUACUUUUUUUCCUCCAGGUCCGGUUCGGUUUUAUGGUGGUUUGUUUUAUUUUGUGUGGUACGACCUGGUUUAACUUCGUUUUCUUGGUGGGUUAAACUGGGGAAUACGUAAUGGUUUGAUUAAUUUGCUUUUGAUUUGUUGUUGUAAACAAAAAUAUCUCCCUAAUCUGUUGUUUCUACGUGUUUUUAAAGUGGAGUAAUGAUGUCUUCUGGGGGCUAUUUUAGUUUGGGUUUGGGUUUAAUUAUGUGAUUUGUAUGGUUUUAAAGUGUUUGUGUUGUAUCUCAAUUGGAAUGUAUAAUUAAGUGUGUGUGUGUGUUUAUUAGUUGUGUGUAUAAUUAUGUGAUUUGUAUGCUUUUCUCUUCAUUACUU
This is a messenger RNA of Camelina sativa (false flax), 859 nucleotides long. RefSeq lists its product as uncharacterized. NCBI's taxonomy places the organism in Eukaryota, Viridiplantae, Streptophyta, Magnoliopsida, Brassicales, Brassicaceae. The record is from RefSeq and is a predicted model, not a curated record.